ACAACUCAAAACAUUGGCUUCAUUAUUGAGAUCGCCGACAAAGGUAUUCGAGACAUAUGCGAAAUAUUGUCCAGUUUUUUAAUACAUAUCACAGAGUAAGUCGAACUAGUGGGUCAGAAUGAGUAAUUAUAAAAGCAUUCAAAAGCGCUUAAAAAAACUCUUCUCUCAUCUUCGUCCAGCACCUUUGAACGAGCACAUUCAUGUCACGACCGAUAAUUUUGUUUAUAGUAUUGGAGAAUUCAGGCAAAACGGCCUCACCUUUUAUAAUUGGGCUCGUACCUAUAGCUGCACGCCAAAAUACUUUCACGAGCCGUACACACGCGAGACAGAUAAAGAAAUCAUUACCUUUUCAUCUGAUAGAGGCCAGUGUGUGAGAGUCAUUGGUGCCGGACAUUCUCCGUCGAAUAUAUCCUUUUUCUAUCUUUUUCAGCAAAUUCAACUCGGCACUUGAUGACAGUAUUCAAUCCUUAACUUUGACUUACAUUGCUUUUACGAGCGACCAUCUGGUAAGUAUGCGAAAUUACAACGCAAUUUUGAACAUUGAUAAAAAAAAAAACUUGGUAACGUGCCAAGCUGGAUGUACGUUAGAUAAACUCAAUCAACGUUUGAAGUCUGAAAAGUUCGGCCUGCGCGUUCUUGGAAGUAUAUCUCAUCAAACAGUCGCUGGAGCCAUUUGUACUCCCACGCAUGGAACUGGCAUUCAAUACGGUAUUUUAGCUACAGAGGUGGUUCACAUACAGUUCGUGAAUGGAAAUUGUGAUGUUAUCGAAUGUAGCGAGAUAGAAAAUCAGAAUAUCUUCAAAGCCUGUCUAUGCAGUUUUGGUAGUCUCGGCAUCAUAACUGAAAUUACAAUGCGUGUCGAGCCGCUUAAAACCCUUGUUUCUUUGCAGUUUCCUCUUAAACUUCGUCAAGUAGAAGAAAAUUUAACAAGGAUCAUAUAUGGUGCAGAGCACAGUCGAAUUUGGUGGUUCCCCCAUACUGAUAAAUGUUCAAUAUGGCAAGCCAAUAAGCUUGAAUUCAACGCGUCUGAUAUUGAAAAGUCCGGCCUCAAUUCUCAGAUUAGUUGUGGAAAAAAAAAAUUUUCCAAUUUUAUAUUGGAAUCUGUGCUUUACUUGUCAACUAUUGUCCCCUCUGUGACUCCGUAUGUUAACAAGGUUUCUCAUAAAGUACUCUUUGGCAAGGUAGUACAAUCACAAGAUGUUAGCUUCAAAGAAUUCAAUAUCGACUGUCUGUUUAAACAAUAUGUGAAUGAAUGGGCAAUUCCUAUUGAGCACGCCCUGGAAGCGCUUAGCCUUCUUCAAUUACUGAUCACUGAACAUAAUAUAAAUGCAAACUGGCCAGUUGAAGUGAGGUUCGUCAGAAAUGAUGACAUUUGGCUUUCUCCUUGCUAUGGAGAGAGUGACAGAUGCUUUAUCGGCAUCAUCAUGUACCGUCCUUAUAGCAGAGAGCCGAAAUAUUUGCUCUAUUUCAAAAAAUUCGAUGAAAUGAUGAGCAGUCUUGGAGGCAGACCGCAUUGGGCAAAGGCUCAUGGAUGGAAAUACAAAGAAUGCAAGGAAAGUUAUCCUAUGUGGGAAGAAUUCUGCAAACUUCGAUCAAAAAUGGACCCAAAAAAUGUGUUUAUGAAUGAAUAUACGAGAUCUAUUUUUAAUCCUUGA
This is a messenger RNA of Schistocerca gregaria, 1655 nucleotides long. RefSeq names its product L-gulonolactone oxidase-like. Lineage: Eukaryota; Metazoa; Arthropoda; Insecta; Orthoptera; Acrididae. The record is from RefSeq and is a predicted model, not a curated record. Gene Ontology annotation, molecular function: D-arabinono-1,4-lactone oxidase activity; FAD binding. The transcript has 4 exons. The coding region runs from base 513 to 1655 and encodes 380 amino acids. Gene Ontology annotation, cellular component: membrane.